Messenger RNA from Podarcis raffonei (Aeolian wall lizard), 1880 nucleotides. It is a transcript of the gene DHRS12, whose product is annotated as dehydrogenase/reductase 12. The transcript has 10 exons. Bases 98 to 1057 code for a protein of 319 amino acids. Lineage: Eukaryota; Metazoa; Chordata; Lepidosauria; Squamata; Lacertidae. The record is from RefSeq and is a predicted model, not a curated record.
AAGGCAGCGCCGCCACGGGCGAGGUCGAGCUCCGUCGCCGAGCGCCGCCUCUUCGCCAGCGGAGGAGCCGGGCGGCGGCGAGGGAGCGGCCCUGGCCAUGUCCCUGUAUAGGAACUCCGUGUGGUUCGUGAAGGGGCUGCGCCAUUACUGCCGGAGUGGCUAUGAAUCGGCAAGCAAACACUUUGUUCCAGAAGACUUGGAAGUAGAUGUAACUGGAAGGCAUUUCUUGGUCACUGGAGGAAAUAGUGGCAUUGGCAAGGCGGCUGCAAAAGAAAUAGCCAGAAGAGGGGGACUCGUUCAUCUAGUUUGCCGAAACAAAGACAGAGCCGAGGAAGCUAAGAAAGAAAUAACAACAGAAGCUGAUAAUCAGAAUGUUUUUAUCCAUAUUCUGGACAUGUCUGACCCCAAAGGAAUUUGGGAAUUUGCUGAACGGUUCAAGAAUGAACACAGAUUAAACGUCUUGGUCAACAAUGCAGGCUGCAUGGUAAACCAAAGAGAACUAACGAAAGAUGGGCUUGAAAAGAAUUUUGCUACAAAUACUCUGGGUACAUAUAUUUUAACAACAGCCCUUCUACCUCUCUUGGAAAGAGCAGAUGACCCUAGAGUUAUCACUGUCUCCUCAGGAGGAAUGUUAGUUCAGAAACUAGAUGUAUCAAACUUGCAAUCAGAGAAUGUGGCAUUUGAUGGGACAAUGGUCUAUGCGCAGAAUAAGAGACAGCAAGUGGUCAUGACAGAACAGUGGGCUAAAGCACAUCCCAGUGUUCACUUUUCUUCUAUGCAUCCUGGCUGGGCAGAUACACCAGCUGUGAGGUCAUCUAUGCCAGAUUUCUACGAGAAAAUGAAGAAUAGAUUGCGGACGGAGGACCAGGGGGCAGACACGGUGGUAUGGCUUGCAGUCUCCCAUGUAGCAGGCAAGCAAGCAAGCGGGCAGUUCUUCCAAGACCGGCAGCCUGUUCCAACUCACUUACCACUUGCACAGACCAAAUCUUCACCGGGUGAUGAAGAAAAACUGAUGCAGUUUCUGGAAGAGCUCUCACAAAAGUUUAAACCCAGAUAAUCAUUAGAGUCUAGAAGCAUUAACAGUGUGUACUGAACUAGUGACCUCUUGACAAUCUGCAGUUGGAAAGCUAUAAUAUGUGCCAGUGAGUAUAACCCAAUAACAUGCUUUAUUAUAGGGCAGGAAGAAAGGCACUGUUAAAAAUUCAGUGAUUCUGUUUUGACAUGCUUUGCAUCUUGAUAAUUUCCUGCAGCUAGAACUAUAGUUUCUGGAAUGAUGCUAGAAAAAAAGCUGAAAGCAUUUGGGCUGCAAUUUCAUUGAAGCUAGGUUUCAGUCAAGAAAACUGUAGGCAUACUUUAGUUUGCAAAAGAUUUGAUUAUGGAGCACAGAGUAUUAUUUGUAUGCCUACUUGCAUUUCCUUCUUUUCAUGCUGUAACUUCUGUUUAUUACCCAUUUCACAUUUGUUCUUUAAAAAAUCACAAAUACUUGGGGAUGAGAUGCUGCGAUGGUUAGUGCUUGUAUUAUUAACAUUCCAGUGGGAGCACAGUAUCUAUUUUCUAAAAAUCUCUCAAGGUGCUAAUUCUUUUUUAUGUAAUAAUCAUGCAUCAAGAAUGCCCACUGUGCCACAACAAGUAUGAAACAGCCCACCUUCUGGAAUCUCAGAAUUGUGGAGUUGGAAGGGAUCCCAAGGGUCAUCUAGUUUAACUCCCCUGCAGGAAUACUAGAUUAUACACGACAGGUGGCCAUCUAACCUCUGCUUAAAAACCUCUGUAGAAUUGUAAAUUUGCUAGAAUCUAAACGUUUUUGAAAUUGUAUUUUGGUUUGCACUUCUGAAGUUUUCCUGCAAGAAAAAUCUAAUUAAAACCUAAUGUUUGAAAAAGCA